GUAAUACCUACUUAAAUAUAUCAAUCAUACCAAGUACAAAUCAUAAUACAUAUUUCCCUCUAUAUGUGCUUAUUUUGAAUAAAACCGACAUGAAAAGAGACAGUAGACAACAAGAUGAAAUUCCAAUUAGUGUUCCAGAUUUCUCGAUAUGGGACGUCGGUUUUGAUCAAAUUUUAUUUCACAAUGAUCCAACCAAUCUCGAAGUAAAAAACCAUAAAGGAAAUAAAAUUGCAGGUAAAUUACAAGAGAUCGAAGGCGCAAGAAUCAGUGAGCGGUUGGAUAAGAAAAUAGUGCACAGAGAAAUUGAGAGGCAAAGGAGAAAAGAAAUGGCCGACCUUCACGCCUCUCUCCGUUCAGUCCUCCCUUCCAAGUGUAUCAAGGGCAUGCGGUCGGCAUCAGAUCAAAUUCAUGAGGCUACAAAGUAUAUAAGGUAUAUGCAGAAUAAAGUUAGACAGCUGGAAAUGAAGAGGGAUAGCAUAAAGAAAUCGCCAGAAUAUGAAAAACAGGGUUUGUUGAGAGAGAGAGGGAGUUCUAGCAAGGCUUUGCCUAUUACAGUAAGGGUUCAGCGAUGCACGGCCGGCGUCGAGGUGUUGAUCUUGGCGGAAGGGCGAAGCCUUCACCUAUCGAGAAUCCUCGAGCUGCUGCUCGAUGAAGGCCUCAAUGUUGUCCACUGUAAUUGCACCAAAUUUGAUGGAAGGUUGCAUUGCACCAUCCAAUCUGAGGAUGUAACUAGUCCGAGUAUCGAUCUCCAGAUGCUGCAAGUAAAGCUGACGAGUAAUAUUGACAAAUUUAGUGAUCAAGUAUGAUGCAAGAUUCUUGCAUCAUUUUUAUGAGCUGUUGAAAGAGUUAUUCGAGUAAGUUUGCAUAAGUGGGAUCAGCAUUGAUUUGGCAUUGUUUUUCUUGCUCAUGGAGACGAUAGUGGUUUGAUCUGUUCAUUUGUUAUUGAUUAACAAAUCAUGUCAUACAUUACCUAUUUUGUUAUGGGAUCAUCAAUGCAUACUGGUGUUAUGGGCCUUAAACUUUGAUCUAGAAAUUAACUUGUUAGGCUUUAAAAGUUAAAGAUUUAUUUUUCUUUACCCUAAUGUUAUUCAUAUAUAGUAACAAUCAAAAAUUAA
Messenger RNA from Salvia miltiorrhiza (redroot sage), 1115 nucleotides. Its product is annotated as transcription factor bHLH36-like. Gene Ontology annotation, molecular function: protein dimerization activity; DNA-binding transcription factor activity, RNA polymerase II-specific; RNA polymerase II transcription regulatory region sequence-specific DNA binding. Lineage: Eukaryota; Viridiplantae; Streptophyta; Magnoliopsida; Lamiales; Lamiaceae. Gene Ontology annotation, biological process: regulation of transcription by RNA polymerase II. The record is from RefSeq and is a predicted model, not a curated record. Gene Ontology annotation, cellular component: RNA polymerase II transcription regulator complex. The transcript has 3 exons. Bases 90 to 806 code for a protein of 238 amino acids.